AUGCCCAGUAACAACUUCCACAAUUCCUCCAACCACUUCCACUGCGAUCACAUCUUCGACAAGUGUUCCAACUACUUCUACACCAAGAUGCCCAAUAACAACGUCCACAAUACUUCUCCUACUUCCACCCCACGAUGCCCAGUAUCUACGUCAACAAUUGCUCCAACCACUUUCACUGCGACAACAGCUUCCACAAGUGUUCCUACUACAACUACCCUAAGAUGCCCAGUAACAACUUCCACAGUUCCUUCAACCACUUCAACCACUUCCACUGCGACAACAUCUUCCACAAGUACUCCUACUACUUCUACCCCAAGAUGCCCAGUAACAACGUCCACAAUUCUUCCAACCACAUCCACUGCGACUACAGCUUCGACAAGUGUUCCAACUACUUCUACACCAAGAUGCCCAAUAACAACGUCCACAAGUGCUCCAACCACUACCACUGCGAUACCAACUUCUACAAGUACUCCUACUACUUCCACCCCACGAUGCCCAGUAUCAACGUCAACAAUUGCUCCAACCACUUCCACUACUACAACAACUUCCACAACUCUUCCUACUACAUCUACCCCAAGAUGCCCAGUAACAACUUCCACAAUUCCUUCAACCACUUCCACUGCGACAAUAUCGUCCACAAGUACUCCUACUACUUCUACACCAAGAUGCCCAGUUACAACGUCCACAAUUCUUCCAACCACAUCCACUGCGACUACAGCUUCGACAAGUGUUCCAACUACUUCUACCCCAAGAUGCCCAAUAACAACGUCCACAAGUGCUCCAACCACUACCACUGCGACAACAACUUCCACAAGUACUCCUACUACUUCCACCCCACGAUGCCCAGUAUCAACGUCAACAAUUGCUCCAACCACUUCCACUACGACAACAACUUCCACAAGUGUUCCUACUACAUCUACCCCAAGAUGCCCAGUAACAACUUCCACAAUUCCUCCAACCACUUCCACUGCGACAACAAUAUCUCCUUCUCCAACAACCCAGAGCUUGUCCACUACAACACCAGCGAUUACAAUUCCCACGACAACAAGCACAACAGUUCGUCCGUUAACCACGACGCGUCGUCCUUGUCCUUGCCGGCCACAACCUCCCAGUCAGAUUCCGCCGUGGUCUUGGUGGUAUCCUUACCCAACUUACCCCAAUCCCGCGUGGCCCUGGCAGCCAAACCCAGUUAUCCCGCAGUGGCCGCAGUUCCCAGGACUUCCAAAUCCUCAAUGGCCGCAGUUCCCAGGAUUUCCGAAUCCUCAGUGGCCGCAGUUUCCAGGACAUCCAAAUCCUCAGUGGCCGCAGCUACCAGGGCCAGGUAAUCAGCUGCCCCUGCCAUCUCCUCAGUGGCCCUGGCCUUGGCCAAGACCACCAGUAGUGAUUCCUGCAUCCAGCGACUGUGAAAACAUAUGCGAAAACCUAUUAAAGGGCGUAAAGUAUCAGGAGGAUCUCAUCAAAAGGUGUUUGUGUCCACGUCCAUAA
Drosophila suzukii is the source of this 1485-nucleotide messenger RNA. NCBI's taxonomy places the organism in Eukaryota, Metazoa, Arthropoda, Insecta, Diptera, Drosophilidae. The record is from RefSeq and is a predicted model, not a curated record.